AAUGAAAAUGCCGAUGAGUGGAUAAUAAUGGCCUUUAUCUCACAAGAUUUAUUUCCAAAUACUUUAAGUUUUAUUGUUUUUGUGAGCUAUAUUGCUUUAUUUGUUAAUCAAGGUAUUUUGGUAACGGCAUCUAAAGAUGAAAAGAAUAACUAUAGUUACAAUACAACGACAGUCAUCAUACUUACCGAGUUCUUCAAAUGUUUUGCGUUUGUUCUCAUGUAUUUAAAAAAUAACGGGAGUAGGGAGUUUUUAAAUGAACUGAAGAACAACGGUCAGGCUUUACUUCUGUAUUUUGUGCCCGCAGUGUUGUAUAGUGUGUAUAAUAACUUAUCCUUCAUAAACUUAAGUUAUUAUGAUCCGACAACGUAUUUCUUACUGUUACAGUUUAAAACUGUUUUGACUGGAAUAGUCUUUCAAAUUUUGUUCAGCAAGAAAUUAAGCAAACUGCAAUGGUUUUCGUUAAUUUUAUUAACGUUUGGUUGUAUUUUAAAGGAAGUACGCCAUAGUUAUAAAUCGAGUCUAAAUCCCGAGUUAAUGACAAAUUUUCGAUUGUUUGACUAUCAUUUUAUAUUGAUUCUUAUUCAAGUAUUCACAUCAGUAUUUGCCAGUGUUUAUAACGAAUAUUUGAUCAAAGGUUGCGAUGCUCAUUUCAUGAUACAGAACAUUUUCAUGUAUUUUGAUUCUAUAGUUUCUAAUUGUGUUGUGUUGCUAUAUCGUGGAGAAUUGUUUACAGCGUUUACUCUGGUCAAUUUAAAAUCCGUUUGCCAACCUACAGUUUUAGGUAUUAUAGCUAAUGGUACUUGUAUAGGAAUCUGUAUUAGCUUCUUUCUCAGGUAUUUAAACAAUAUAUUGAAGAGUUUUGCAAGUGCCACGGAACUGAUGUUUACAGCCAUAUUAGCAUGGAUUAUAUUUGGUAUUCCUGUUGACUUUUACACAUUUGCUGCCAUUUUUGUAGUUACAUGUGCAAUUAUGAUAUACUCACGCAACCCUGUUGUAAAUCUCUCUAAACAGGACCAAGAAAUGUUCGAUAAACUCAAAGAAAAAUCAAAAAAUUUUGAAAAGAUUGCAACCGAUGUAUGACAGUUUAAGUAGGUUAAUGAAGUUCUCAAAACUAUAACCAAAAUGUAAAGAAAUGCGCCCCUUGCCUUAUCUGAAAGUUUAAUAGAAUAAAUAUCUUUGUGUUUAUUCUGUAGAACGCCAAAACUAUUUAAAGGGUUUACGUAUACAUGUAAAAAACAUACUCUAAAUAUUCUCAACCUAUUUACAAAUAUUUUAUAAUGAAAUUUUGCAUUCUGCCACUGUUUGGCCAUCUAACAAUCAACUGUUCAAGCUACAUGAAUCACAAUAAUGUUCGCUUGUACUUUCGGACUACGUAAUGAAGGGUAAUUGCGGUUUAGAGGACGAAACAACUUACUGUCGUCAUUUCCAUUAGUUACUUUGUUUUGUGAUUGCAGACAACUCAAUAUCGAAAUUGAAAUAUUAUUAUUACGCGGGUAUGUUGAAUUGAAUCGGCUGGCUAAGCGAAUACUAAGACAUCUUUUAUUUACCCCUUAGACAACGAUAUACAGCUGUGAAACGAUCUUUUGGUGGGUAUAUUAAUAUGGGCUUACCUUCGAUUAAUUAUUGCAAAAUUACGUUAAAUGGUGUUGUACACAACAAUUAUUACAAUGUCAGGUAUUAUAAUGGUAUUAAACUUUUUGUAAAUUUUCAUCUAGGAAUCUAAAAAUGGUUUAAAUUUUAUUCAAUUUACUUAUUGUUGUUUAUUGUUAAAUUGUAAUGAUGUAACAAAUAAAUCACCAUUUUGCAUGCC
Messenger RNA from Lottia gigantea (owl limpet), 1810 nucleotides. RefSeq lists its product as hypothetical. Gene Ontology annotation, biological process: pyrimidine nucleotide-sugar transmembrane transport. NCBI's taxonomy places the organism in Eukaryota, Metazoa, Mollusca, Gastropoda, Lottiidae. Gene Ontology annotation, molecular function: UDP-galactose transmembrane transporter activity. The transcript is spliced from 6 exons. The coding region runs from base 28 to 1080 and encodes 350 amino acids. Gene Ontology annotation, cellular component: Golgi membrane. The record is from RefSeq and is a predicted model, not a curated record.